This is a messenger RNA of Didymella exigua CBS 183.55, 156 nucleotides long. RefSeq lists its product as uncharacterized. The coding region runs from base 1 to 156 and encodes 51 amino acids. The transcript has a single exon. Lineage: Eukaryota; Fungi; Ascomycota; Dothideomycetes; Pleosporales; Didymellaceae. The record is from RefSeq and is a predicted model, not a curated record.
AUGCUACAGAGACUAGGGGACAACCUACUUGCUAUCUGCACAGACGCCUCUUCUAUUAAGAAAGGCACAGGAAUAGGAAUAGGAGUUACUACUCUAGACUAUAAACAGCAGGCUAAGGAGAUCUACUCUACUAAAUAUAAUAUUAGCAAAGGCUAG